Scheffersomyces coipomensis is the source of this 2946-nucleotide messenger RNA. RefSeq lists its product as uncharacterized. Lineage: Eukaryota; Fungi; Ascomycota; Pichiomycetes; Serinales; Debaryomycetaceae. The coding region runs from base 1 to 2946 and encodes 981 amino acids. The transcript has a single exon. The record is from RefSeq and is a predicted model, not a curated record. Gene Ontology annotation, cellular component: membrane.
AUGAGCCAUAGAGCUAGUAUUAAUAAUUCAAGUUCUCCUCUUAUAUAUUCAGGUUUAGAGAUUCAUGAACAAACAGCAAAUUUAGCCAAUAUAGGUGUUACUGAUGAUGGUCAAGAAGAAGAUACAGAAGAUGCUGCUAUUGAUGAAGAAAUAUAUAGUACUUCUCAUGCAUCAUCACUUCCAACUCCUAUUUUCAGACCUGGUGGUCGUCAACCUUCAUCUUCUCAAUUCACUCCUUUAAUACUGAAAACUGAUACUUCAAAACCGUCAUAUAUAGAAGAACCUGAACCUCCAUAUUCUUCAGGAUUUAAUAAAUCAAAUCAAUUGUCACCUCAUGAUAUAGAAGCAUCCUCAGGAUUCUCACCAUUACCAGAUACAACAAUCACUCAUAAAGAACCCUUAUCAUCUCAUCAUAAUGAUCAACCAGUUCCAAGUUUACUUCAUCAAUAUCUUGUCAAACCAAUCCAUUACUUACCUGCUGUAUUCUUGGGAACACUUUUAAAUAUUUUAGAUGGGUUAUCAUAUGGUAUGAUUAUGUUCCCUGUUAGUGAAACCAUUUUCUCAUCAUUGGCACCAGCUGGUUUAUCCAUGUUUUAUAUGUCAUGUAUUGUCUCCCAAUUAGUAUAUUCCCUUGGUGGAUCUGCGUUUAAAUCAGGAAUUGGAUCAGAAAUGAUCGAAGUUACUCCAUUCUUCCAUUCGAUGGCAUUGUCUAUCGCUGCUGAAAUGGUUAAACAAGAAGCUUCUCAAGAAGCUAUCAUUGCUACUACUAUCACUACUUAUGCCGCCUCAUCUAUUGUCACAGGGUUUGUAUUUUGGUUAUUAGGUAAAUUAAAAUUAGGAUCCUUAGUAGGGUUUUUCCCAAGACAUAUCUUGGUAGGAUGUAUUGGUGGUGUGGGAUAUUUCUUAGUAGCAACUGGAGUUGAAGUUUCAUCAAGAUUAGAAGGUGGAUUAAUUUAUAAUUGGGAAACGUUUAAGUUUUUAUUUUUCAAUCAUUUAACCUUAUUAGAAUGGACUUUACCAUUAGCAUUGGCCAUUGUAUUAAUCAUCUUACAACAUAAAUAUCAUAAUUCAUUAUUAGUCCCCUUAUUCUUCAUGUCAGUCUUCAUCUUAUUUCAUUUCAUAGUCUUAAUCAUCCCUGGUUGGAAUUUAGAUAGUGCUCGUAAAUCAGGGUGGGUAUUCCCGGCCGUUGAAGGUAAUGAACCAUGGUAUGCCUUUUAUGAAUUAUAUAAAUUUCAAUUAGUCGAUUGGUUUGUGAUUCUUAAACAAUUCCCAACCAUGUUAGCCUUAACUUUCUUUGGUAUCUUACAUGUUCCAAUCAAUGUUCCUGCUUUGGCCCUCUCGGUCGGAAUGGAUGAAGUUGAUGUGGAUCGUGAAUUAGUUGCUCAUGGUUAUUCAAAUGCCCUUUCAGGUUUACUUGGAUCGAUUCAAAAUUAUUUAGUCUAUACUAAUUCAGUAUUAUUUAUUAGAGCUGGUGCUCAUGAUAGAUUAGCUGGUGUAUUGUUAGCCGUGGCUACUGGAGGAGUGAUGAUGGCUGGACCUGUUGUCAUUGGAUAUAUCCCAGUAUGUGUGGUGGGAUCAUUGAUUUAUUUAUUAGGAUAUGAAUUAUUAAAAGAAUCAGUAUAUGAUACCUUUGGUAGAUUAAGAAAAAUCGAAUAUACUACGAUUAUAAUCAUUGUGGUUACUAUGGGUGCAUUUGAUUUCGUGAUUGGUAUUUUGGUCGGUAUUUUAUUAGCAUGUCUUUCAUUUGUGGUUGAAGCCGGUAGAAAUCCUGUGGUUCAAGGAAUUUAUUCAGGUUCAGUGGCUAGAUCUACUGUUUUAAGACAUCCUAAACAACAAGAAUUUCUUAAGAAUGUAGGUGAUCAAAUCUGUGUGAUUAAAUUACAAGGUACUUUAUUUUUUGGAUCAAUUGGUGGAGUUGAAAAAUCAAUUCGAUUAAAAUUUGAACAAGAAAGUUUUAAAUUAAAUCCUAUUAAAUUCUUAAUUAUCGAUAUGAAAAGUGUUAGUUCGAUUGAUUUUUCAGCUGCGGAAGGUUUUAGAAGAAUUUUAAAUUUAACUAAUGAAUUCAAUACUCAAUUAAUCAUAUCAUCAGUUGAAGAAGAAGAUGAUAUCAUCAAGGGUUUAAGAGAUGCAGGAUUUGGUAAAGAUGAUGAUGAACAAACAAUUGAAUUGUUCAAUACGUUAAAUUAUGCCUUAGAAUGGUGUGAAAAUGCAUUCUUAAAAACAUAUAAAUCAGUUAAAAGAAAGGAAGGUAUUAGAGAAGUACCUCUUAGUUCAGGUUCAAUCGGUACGGGUGGUAACUCUCCAACUGGUAGAAGAUCAAUCUAUUCUCCUCAAAGUCUUAAUACUAAACAAUUAAUGAAUCAAGCGUUUGAAAUAGGUACACCAAGAACCACUCAAGUUUAUCAAGCUGCUACUAGAACUAUUUAUGAUGAACAAAAAACCCAAACUAAAUUCUAUUCCAAUAUUGAUGCUUCAUUUAAAAAACAACCAUUACCAUUAAUUAUGAUUACAUUCCAAGGAUUAUCUGAUAAAGAUGAAGAAUUCUGGUCUAAAUUGACAGAAUAUUUCGUUAAGGAGAAAAUCCCUGAGAAUUAUGAAUUUUAUAAUACCUUGAAUGAUAAACCAACAUUUUUCAUAGUUGAAUCAGGAUUAGUUCGGUCAAUAUUCAAAUUUGAAAAUGAAGGUAGAGAAUUACAUUCAUCUAUUUUGCCUAUGACUGCAUUUGGAGAUUUUUUUGAAAUAAAUCAACAUGUACCACAUAAACGUGAAAUUACAUAUACUACUGUAACUGAUUCAGUUAUUUGGAAAUUAUCUCAUAAAAAGUUACAAGAAUUACUUAAAACUGCAAAUGGUCAAACUAUAUAUAAUGAAUUAUUACAAAUUCAGAAUAAAUUAAUCAGAGAAAGGUUUGAUACAAUGACUGCAAAUUUAGUCAUCUCAGGAUAA